AUGAAGUGGCUGAUUUUUGUGGCUCUUUUCGGGCUGAGUGUGGCCCAACACAACCCUCACUUGAAGCACGGACGCACCUCCAUUGUCCACCUUUUUGAGUGGAGGUGGGCCGACAUCGCAGAGGAAUGUGAGCGAUUCCUCGGACCCAAUGGGUUUGGAGGAGUUCAGAUCUCUCCCCCCAACGAUCACAUUGUUCUGGAUACUCCCUGGAGGGCUUGGUAUCAACGCUAUCAGCCAAUUGGCUACGACCUCUGCUCCCGAUCAGGAAAUGAAGCCGAGCUCCGCGACAUGAUCACCAGAUGCAACAAUGUUGGGGUGAACAUCUAUGUUGAUGUUGUGAUUAACCACAUGUGCGGCUCUGGAGGAGGUGAGGGCACUCACUCGUCCUGUGGCACCUGGUUCAGUGCCACCAAAAAAGACUUCCCCAGCGUUCCUUAUUCCGGAUGGGACUUCAAUGACCAUAAGUGCAAGACCAGCAGUGGAGAAAUUGAAAACUAUGGAGACCCUUAUCAGGUCCGGGACUGCCGUCUAGUGGGUCUUCUAGACCUAGCUCUGGAAAAGGACUACGUCAGAAGUAAAGUGGCUGGAUUUCUGAAUAAGCUGAUCGACCUGGGUGUGGCCGGGUUCAGAGUGGAUGCAGUUAAACACAUGUGGCCUGGAGACCUACAGAAUGUGUAUGGACGCCUGAAUGACCUCAACACCGAGUGGUUUUCCGAAGGAUCCAGGCCUUUCAUCUUUCAGGAGGUUAUUGACUUGGGAGGCGAGUCCAUCUCUCACAGGGAGUACACCUCCUUGGGCCGAGUCACCGAGUUCAAAUAUGGCGCCAAAUUGGGAACUGUGAUGAGGAAGUGGAACGGAGAGAAACUUCACUACACCAAGAGCUGGGGUGAGGGCUGGGGCUUCAUGCCCAAUGGAGAUGCGCUGGUCUUUGUGGAUAACCAUGACAACCAGAGAGGCCACGGAGCGGGCGGAGCCUCAAUCGUCUCCUUCUGGGACUCUCGCCUCCACAAGAUGGCCGUCGGCUACAUGCUGGCCCACCCAUAUGGAGUCACCAGGGUCAUGUCCAGCUUCAGAUGGGACCGACACUUUGUCAAUGGGAAGAGGAAGAUCAAAGAUGUGUACCCAAAUGCCCAUUAUAUCCACUGCUAUGCACACCAACUCAACCUGAUCAUGCAACAGGCCAUCUCUCACAUUUCCAAGCGUACGGCUGUCCUUGAUAAAACGGUGGCCCGUAGACUACCAACAUCCAGCAAUGUCCGAUGGAACUUUCACAGCCGAGCCAUCAACACUGUGUUUGAGCAGAGAGAUGAUCUCAUUCAAUGUUUUGAGAACAUACGAGAUUCGGGUGACUUUGACUCCAACACCAUCAGAGAGGCAGGAGCCAUGGCCAUGCUGCUGGAACAUCAGGACUUUAAGUUCUUCCUGGAACUUUUUCACCACAUCAUGCCACUUGUGGACCUCCUCUAUGCCAAGCUCCAGAAGAAGAACAUAGAUGCAGUCCACAUCAAAAGGAGCAUCCAGCAGUUCGAACAGGACAUACAAAACAUCAGGUAA
This is a messenger RNA of Knipowitschia caucasica, 1554 nucleotides long. The record is from the annotation of a GenBank genome assembly. Lineage: Eukaryota; Metazoa; Chordata; Actinopteri; Gobiiformes; Gobiidae.